Molecule: messenger RNA, 814 nt
Organism: Aspergillus saccharolyticus JOP 1030-1
Lineage: Eukaryota; Fungi; Ascomycota; Eurotiomycetes; Eurotiales; Aspergillaceae
Exons: 4
Coding region: 52-408 (118 amino acids)
Source: RefSeq, a predicted model, not a curated record
UAUCAGUCUUAGGAAAUUCUCUCAGUCCAAUCAUUGACCCCCCGAAUCAACAUGAAACCCACCACCAUACCAUCAUCCCUCCUCUUCCUCCUCACCCCAGCGCCCCUCAUCCUCGCAACUACCUACGUUGAACUUGAAGUUAGUUUCUUCGGCUCCACUGUCGGAAUCCCCGACUCGACCGCCAGCGUCCAAGUCCCCAUCGGCAACCAUUCCGUCAUCCCUGCCACCUGUACCGAUUUGCCUCUUACAGCGAGGAACGCGACAUUGUUGUUGCCAGAUCCUACACUUGAAGUGACAUGUUAUCUUCUCGGGCUGCCUUGUGCGGAUGUUGUGGGGAUUGUGUCGACGGAAAUUACCUUUGUCAAGUUGGGGAAUCCGGCGAGGGCGGUGCAGUGCUAUCCUGAGUAAGGUAAGGUAGAUUGGAUUCCAGAUUGGGUAUGUACUCUUGAUGGCCGCCGGGUUUGGUCUGAUUGUGUCUAUUAUGACUGGCCUGGGGUCACGUGGAGUGAAGUCUAUACAAGGAGCAUGAGUCAAUACUAUCUGUCCUGUGUCCCUUACGUCUCGAAAGAAACCAGGCUUUGUUAUGUGUGGCUGGUGGAAGAGGUCGGUGCGGGUCAGAACUGUGAAGGUUGUGGGAUGCUUUUCACGAAAGGUGUCUUUGCGACUGUGGAUUGGGCGAAUUUAAUUCAGACGGCUGCUUUAAUCUAUCUCUACAAUGUCACAGUGGAUGAGAGAAUGGGCGGAAUCAGGGACAUUGAGUGACAACCAGACUAGUCCGCCCUUCUCAACUACAGAUAUGGCAUGAAAAGACUAU